Apis cerana (Asiatic honeybee) is the source of this 1134-nucleotide messenger RNA. RefSeq names its product cuticle protein 19. Lineage: Eukaryota; Metazoa; Arthropoda; Insecta; Hymenoptera; Apidae. The record is from RefSeq and is a predicted model, not a curated record. Gene Ontology annotation, cellular component: extracellular matrix.
UAUAUAUAUUUAUAUAUAUUUACAUAAAAUAUUUAUAUUACAAAUAAUUACAUAAAAUACUUUAAAAGUUUUUAUAGUCACCCUAUACAAGUUGUAUAUAAAGAUGAGCUGGAUACUGAUGUUCUAUUCUCUGAAGGACCGCCGUGAAAGUUUUGUUAGUUGUUUCUCAAAUUUUAUUGAAGUUUUCUGUAUAAGUGUAUCACAUAUUUGUCAAUAUUUUUGUGCAAAAAAUAAAAAAUUAAAUAUUUUAUUAAAUAAAGACAUUUUUUUUUAAAAUAUGUAAUUUAUUGGAAACAAUUUUUAACAAUAAAUGACAAUUCAAAAAAGAGUCUGAAAUAGUGUAUAUUUUGGUGCAAAUUUUAAUCAAUUGUGAUUUCAAUAGUUUUUAAAACAUGCAGUCACAGUUUUCUAAAAGAAUUAUUGAAAAGAUCGUGAUUUUAUGCUGUUUCUUAAAGCUAAUAAUUGCUGGUGUUCUUCAACAAAGAUUUCCUUGCGCGCCAAUCGAUGCAAUCGCUGCCAAUGGUGCUGCAGUACCUGUAACUUGUGCUCUUAAAUCAAUUGAAGGCAAAGUAGAGCCGGUAUUUCCGACUUACGUGAAAGUUUCCUCUCCUAUUUCGUACAGAUUAUUACCGAAGACGUCGUCAUUGGUGUAUAUUGCUCCACCAAUUAUUAAAACGGCCUCCGCUGUUGUCGCGACUGACACGAAAAACGAAAAAGAAGCAGAAUACAUGGCCUAUCCAAGAUACUCGUUUAAUUAUGGGGUUCUUGAUGGAUACACCGGUGAUUCGAAAUCGGCAUGGGAAGAAAGGGAUGGUGACACGGUGAAGGGCGAAUAUUCCGUGGUCGAGGCGGAUGGAUCAAUUCGGACAGUCACAUACACAGCUGACGAUCAUAAUGGUUUCAAUGCAGUUGUAACCAGGAAUGAGCCCCCGAAAAAUGUGAUGAAACAAGAUGGUAAUUUGAAAGCAUUUUUACCAGUGACUAUUAUUCCCAAUUCUCGUUAGAGAUAAAAAGUUUAUAUAAUUAUCCUAUAAAGAUUGUACUUUUAAAAGAUGCGUAUAGAUAAAUGUAAUAGAAUUUUCUUUCAAUUUUAUUGUGAAAAAAAAAAAUACAUCAUAUUUUUCAUGUCUAAAA